UAGAGCUAAAAUAGAAGGAUAAUGAUUACGUUCAAGGAUACCAUAGAGGUUGUUGUGUUUGACAUUGAAGGGACAAUCUGCCCAAUCACCUUUGUCAAAGACACGUUGUUUCCGUACUUUUUGGAGCAGGCACCAUCGUAUUUAUCCAAAUUGAAAUAUCCUCUUGAUUCGAAAUCCGAUGAUCAAAUCACCAAGAUUCUAUCCGAAUUUGCUAAUGAAGUCACUGAAAGUGAAGAGAAAUUAUCUUCUCACAUCAAGCAUCUUGUGGAUACUGACCAAAAAGUUGCCCCAUUGAAAUCGUUCCAAGGGUUGGUUUGGAAGCUAGGCUACGAACUGGGUGAAUUGAAGGCACCAUUGUACGACGAUGCAUUAGAAUUCUUCAACCAACCACCGCCACUGGUUCAAAAUACUUAUAUUUACUCCUCGGGUAGUAUUGCAGCUCAAAAAUUAUUGUUUAAGUACGUUAAGAAUGGGGAUGAGUCGAUUGACUUGAAUCCAAAACUUUCUGGUUACUUUGAUAUCACUACUGCCGGUUAUAAACAAGAACAGUCUUCUUAUGAGAAGAUCUUACAAGAUAUCAAGUAUGAUGACAAGCCUUCUAAAGUAUUAUUCUUGAGCGAUAAUGUUAAUGAGGUUAAUGCAGCAUUGAAUGCUGGUCUUAAUAGUGUCAUUGUUGUUAAGCCAGGUAAUGCACCUUUGAGUGAAGAAGAUGAGCAAAAGCAUUCCAUUAUAAAAAGUUUAAAUGAGUUAAGUUUUUAAAUAAUAAAUAAAUAGAUAUACUACACCAGAU
Messenger RNA from Hyphopichia burtonii NRRL Y-1933, 790 nucleotides. Its product is annotated as putative acireductone synthase. The transcript has a single exon. Gene Ontology annotation, molecular function: magnesium ion binding; acireductone synthase activity. Bases 22 to 759 code for a protein of 245 amino acids. The record is from RefSeq and is a predicted model, not a curated record. Lineage: Eukaryota; Fungi; Ascomycota; Pichiomycetes; Serinales; Debaryomycetaceae.